Messenger RNA from Lolium perenne, 615 nucleotides. RefSeq lists its product as uncharacterized. Gene Ontology annotation, cellular component: nucleus; cytoplasm. NCBI's taxonomy places the organism in Eukaryota, Viridiplantae, Streptophyta, Magnoliopsida, Poales, Poaceae. Gene Ontology annotation, molecular function: nucleic acid binding; 3'-5' exonuclease activity. Gene Ontology annotation, biological process: nucleobase-containing compound metabolic process. The record is from RefSeq and is a predicted model, not a curated record.
AUGGAGCACCUCGUGCGCGACCCGGCUCUUCGGACUCGGGUGUACCACCUCAAGGCCGAAGGGAUGGCAUUUAAGGUCACGGUCGUGCUCCGUGCAAGAAGGGUGGAGAAGUGGAUCCGCGGCGUGAAGAGGGACUUCCUCGACGCCACAACGACCAAGUGUGUCGGCUUGGACUGCGAGUUCACUAACCCUCGCGUAGGUAAUCAGCGCGCCGCCGUCCUUCAACUCUUGGUGUCGUUCGAGACGUUGGUGUUCCAGAUUAUUCAUGCGGAUGAAGUGUCACAAGUGCUCAAGGAUUUCUUGCAGGACGGGAACAUCAGAUUCCGCGGCGCCGCUAUCGGCAAUGAUGUGGAAAUGCUAAGUCCAUAUGGCAUUCAUAUCACUUCUACGUACGACCUCCAGAAGGUAGUCCCAAACCCCACCACCAAGCCCACUCCAAGUCUAUAUGAUUUGGCAAACUAUAUCGCUGGGACAAACCUUGAGAAGAAGAAGAAGAUGGAUGUCGCAGCCAAAGGAGAUAUCGGGGCCAUGGCCAGCCCCAAGAUGAGCGUCAUAUGCAGCGCGUUCUACCCUGACAUGGAGAACAUGAUGAACCUUGGCGCCCUGCUCAUUUAG